Aureobasidium musti is the source of this 771-nucleotide messenger RNA. The record is from the annotation of a GenBank genome assembly. NCBI's taxonomy places the organism in Eukaryota, Fungi, Ascomycota, Dothideomycetes, Dothideales, Saccotheciaceae.
AUGACGAUACCGCUACUACCGCGCCUCGGCGCACAAUGCGCUCUCAAGACGAUAGCCACAACCACACGCGCGCCCCUCACAACAACAGCGACAAGAAGCUUCACCUCACUCCCGCCCUUCCCACCCACGAACCGAGACACACCCGCCCGACCACCACGAGCUGCCAUGCCCAUGCCUUUUGUUACCGAGACCGUCGGUGGUGGCUGGCACACCUAUGACAUCUUCUCGCGCCUCCUCAAAGAACGCAUCAUCUGUCUAAAUGGCGAAGUCGACGAAACAAUCUCUGCUUCCAUAGUCGCCCAGCUGCUGUUCCUCGAAGCCGAUGCUCCGCAAAAGCCUAUUUCCUUGUAUAUCAACUCGCCGGGAGGUAUCGUGACGGCUGGGUUGGCUAUCUACGAUACCAUGACGUAUAUCCGCAGUCCCGUCAGCACCAUCUGUAUGGGUCAAGCUGCUAGUAUGGGCAGUUUGCUGCUGUGUGGUGGUGCAGAGGGUCAGAGAUAUACUCUGCCGCAUAGUAGGAUCAUGAUUCAUCAGGUCAGUGGUGGAUACCAGGGUCAAGCUUCCGAUAUUGCCAUCCAUGCAAAGGAGAUUUUGCGCGUGCGCGAGCAAUUGAAUGAGAUCUAUCUCAGACACUUGACCAAGAAGCAUACCAUGGAGGAGAUUCAGAAGUACAUGGAGAGAGACUACUUCAUGGGUGCCAAGGAAGCUCUCGAGUUCGGUAUUGUGGAUAAGAUUCUGGAGAGGAGAGAGCAGGUUGGCGAGGCACGAUAG